Camelina sativa (false flax) is the source of this 1769-nucleotide messenger RNA. The record is from RefSeq and is a predicted model, not a curated record. NCBI's taxonomy places the organism in Eukaryota, Viridiplantae, Streptophyta, Magnoliopsida, Brassicales, Brassicaceae.
UAAUAUGAUUAGUUUAAUUAAGAGAAUCUUGAUCCAAGUUCUUGAGUGGAGUUGGUCUAACAUCCCCCGAUAAACUUGCCCUCAAAUUGGUAUAAUAAGCACAUGAUUUUACUAUAUAGUUCUGAAAGCACAAACAUGUUAAAUACACACCACACACUAUCUUUACCAUUACUCUUUUAGACAAGCCACACGUUCAAAUUCUAGAAGUGCAAAACCAACGUCUGGAGAUCAUGCAAAUCGAGCUUGUCUUCAUACCAUCGCCGGGCGUUGGACAUAUCCGAUCAACAACGGCGUUAGUGAAGCUUCUCGUAGACAGCGACGACCGCCUCUCCGUCACUCUCAUCGUCAUCCCUUCACAAUUCUCUGGUCACGCUUCUUCCUCCGCCUACACUAACUCCGAAGACCGUCUCCGCUACUGCCUCCUCCCCACCGUUGAUCAAGAUCCCAACCAAACGUACUUAUCUUACAUCGAGAGCAAGAAACCAUACGUAAGAGCCGCCGUGUCCAAACUUGCCCGGGAGGUCUCGACACGUCCAGACUCGCGGCUCGCUGGGAUUGUAGUGGACAUGUUCUGCAUGUCGAUGUUAGACGUCGCCGACGAGUUUACCCUCCCGACCUAUAUCUUCUACACAUCGAACGCUUCAUAUCUCGGGCUACAGUUCCAUGUUCAAUCUCUUUACGACAAAAAAGAACUUGAUGUAAGUGAGCUGAUGAGAGACUCUAACAUAAAGUUUGACGUUCCAACUCUGACUCGGCCAUUUUUGGCAAAGUGUUUGCCUUCCACUAUGCUAAACAAGAAACUGUUUCCUUUCGCUUUGGGUCGAUAUAGAAGUUAUAGAAAAACGAAGGGUAUAUUGGUGAAUUCAGUGGCUGAGAUGGAACCUCUGGCGUUAGAGUUCUUUUCCGGCGAGAAUACGAAUACUCCUCCGGUCUACGCGGUUGGACCCAUUAUGGACUUCAAAACCAACGGCGACGAUGAGAAGACAAAGGAGAUUCUGAGUUGGUUAAGAGAGCAACCGACUAAAUCUGUAGUGUUCCUCUGCUUCGGGAGCAUGGGAGGUUUCAAUGAAGAACAAACACGAGAAAUAGCCGUGGCGCUAGAGCGGAGCGGGCAUAGGUUCUUGUGGUCGCUCCGUCGGGCUUCUCCGUUGGUGGAAGACAUUAUUAGUUCUCCUCCCGGAGAAUUCACGAACUUGGAGGAGGUUCUUCCAAAAGGUUUCUUGGAUCGGACGGUGGAGAUUGGAAAGAUCAUAAGCUGGGCACCACAAGUAGAUGUGUUGAAGAGUCCUGCGAUAGGAGCGUUCGUAACACAUUGUGGAUGGAACUCGAUUCUUGAGAGUCUAUGGUUCGGUGUUCCGAUGGCGGCGUGGCCUAUCUUUGCGGAACAACAGUUUAACGCGUUUCAUAUGGUGGAGGAGCUUGGUUUAGCGGCGGAUGUGAGGAAAGAGUAUCGGAGAGAUUUUGUGGUAGGGGUGUCAGAGAUUGUGACGGCAGAAGAGAUUGAGAGAGGGAUCAAGUGUGCCAUGGAGGAGGAUAGCAAGAUGAGAAAGAGGGUGAUGGAGAUGAAGGAUAAACUCCACGUGGCGUUGUUGGACGGUGGAUCUUCGAACUGUGCUUUAAAGAAGUUUGUUCAAGACGUGGUCGAAAAUGUUCCAUAGGAACGUGGUCCUAUUAAAAGUCUUUAUGAUGAAAUAAUUGAAGACCACAAAAGUGACAUAAUCUGAAAGUCAAUGUACAAUAAAUUCAGUUUAUGUCCCAUUUAUCUCUUA